Molecule: messenger RNA, 3210 nt
Organism: Lodderomyces beijingensis
Lineage: Eukaryota; Fungi; Ascomycota; Pichiomycetes; Serinales; Debaryomycetaceae
Source: the annotation of a GenBank genome assembly
AUGGAUGCUGGAUUUGCUGUACCGCGUAUGGGUUUAAAUGGAAGUGUAGGCGGAAGUAUAAGUGGGGGGGUCAGCCAAGUUCCCACGCAAAUCAAGGACGAACUCGCCAACAAGUUGCCCAAAUUGAAAUCUGCAGACUCGCGAAUGACCGCAAAGACCAUCCGGGCCCCUGGUUCCAGAGCAGAGAGAGUAGCACAGGCAUGUGACCGCUGUAGAGCGAAAAAGACAAAGUGCGACGGAGGCGACCCCUGUUCUACGUGCUCUGCUGUGGGGAUGAAGUGUAUUGUUUCCGAUAAACUCAGCCGCAAGGCCUUUCCGAAAGGUUAUACUGAGACGUUGGAGGAACGGGUUCGGCAUCUUGAGGCUGAGAACAAGAAAUUGACGGGGUUGCUAGAUAUGAGGGGAGAACAGUUGGAGAUUUUGAAUAAUACCAAUUCUCAGCUGCAUUUUAAUGGGGGCGACGAGUUGUUUGGCAACCACCUGCAAAGUGGUGGCACUAAUGGUGCUGGCGCUAAUGGUACUGGCGGAAGUACCAGUAAUGGUGGUGUUGGCAGAAUCACGGCCAGGAAUCUACAGAUGUUACAGCAGGAAAACAUCAUGCGCUUGCACAUGCACGAUCAUGGGAACGGGUGCUCUUGUGGGUGUACUAAUGAGCAUGCAGUUCAUGAUAGACCCGUGUCUGUUGCCGGCUCACUAUUUGAAACGGGCAAAGUCUCCAUUGCAGGCUCGAUCCGGUUCAGCGAUGACGAAGAUGAAGAUGGAGACGACAACGAUAGCUUAUUGAGCGCAGACGAGUAUCAACGCUCGCCGCAUUUUGGCAGGCGGCGUCAUUUUGCCUCCAAUUCAACAAACAGAGAAUCUAGUCCUGCUCCCGGGGCAUUCGCGGCCGCUACUGCCAUAGCCCAGAUGCAAAAGAACAAGUCGCUACAGGAGCAACGCCUUAAACUCGAAAAUGAAACCAAUAAGCAGCGGAUGUUGACUUCCUUGGUGGCCACGUCGAUGCCGCGAAGUACAGAAGAAACCUUGUGCGUGCCAACGCUUUUGGCACGCAUUUGCCAAGCGUACGGGUACGAUUCACAACCGUCGCUUUUCGCGGCAAACACCUUGGCCUCGUUAAAAGACCACCCGGGACAAUUGGUGAAAUUGUCGACGAAUGAAGAAGUAAAAAAUAAACUUGCCAAGAUGAUCAUGAAUAGAGACGACGUCAAUGUCCUUCCCGAGCACGAAGCAAUCACUUUUGUGAGAGAUCUUGUCAAGUUCCCCGUCUCGAGAUUGGACUUGGACCAACUUUUAACGGUCUACUUCCAAACGUGGGGAAACACGUUGCCCAUUAUCGGCAAGACAACUAUUCUAAACUGCUACAUGAGAAUCAUUGACAUCCUUGAAUGCUCAAAUGCUACAACGACAAGUGGAACAAACUGCUCAUUUGAGCUGGUUGAGAAAAUUGGAGCUAUAUUGGUUCUAACGCUAAGCCUCGGGUUCCUUGCCAACAAGAGCGUGUUCCUUGGCCUGGAAAAAGCCCAAUUUUACGCGUCGUUGAUGAAACAUUAUGAUUUCUUGAUCAACGAGUUUAUAAAGCCCAAUUGCUUAAUCACCAAGUCUUGCUCAAUUCAAUCGUUGCAAAUCUUGUCCCUUGCACUCCAGUAUUGUUUAGCGACUGGGGAUAUAGCCACCUGUUAUGAAUUGCGCGGUAGGGUCAUUAGCAUCGCGCAGCAGUUGCGGUUACAUAGGUGCCCCGCGGCAGUGCUUGGAGUCAACACCAGCAACGAGGGUAAUUUCAAAUUGCAAAACUUUAUGCAGGCGGAGAGACGGAUCUUGUUUUGGUGCAUAUACUGCCUUGAUACAUUUUCCUCGUUGAAUAUGGGAGUGCCUCGAUUAAUGAAGGACUAUGAGAUUGAGUGUGCCAUGCCGUUUUCCGGGAAGGGCGACUCCGAGACCGAGACCGAAAGCGACGACGAUAAUGUCAACAUCUUGAUCAUAAACAAUACCCAAUUAUCGAUUGUGGGCAAGGUGUCGCGAAUGUCGCUUAGCGUGAUGCUUUUUUGUAAGGUGUUGGCCAAUAUCUUGGAUUCCAUUUAUUCGAGAUUCGACAAGGGCGACACCUUGCACAGAGAUCGGAUGUUGGAAUCCUGGAGACGCGAACUUCCCAGCGACUUGCGGUUUGAACUAGACACCAACGGGUUGAGCUUGAAGCUUCCAGAAACUAGCUCGUUUGAAGGCAAUGUUUGGGACAAUCUCAAUAACCAGCAAUUGACGUUGGUCUACUUAUAUUACCAUACUAAAAUCUUGAUCCACUUGCCGAUCAUUUCCAAACACGGGAACCACCAUAACGUGGGACUAUCACAAAAGCAGCAAUUGACGAAAGGGGAAAGCGACACGGCCACAGUCGUGGCUACAAUGAGCGUCAUUCAAGAAUCCUCAAGUCAAAUUCUCGAAGUGAUUAAAACUUACACCAAGAAAAGCUCGUCGCCCGUUUUGCCAAUCCCGUUGAAUAUUGCUCGGGAGCAGGCCUUGUUGACAUUAUUGGUUGCCAAGGGGACACUCGACUAUAUCAAAGGAGGGCACUUGUUUAACAACCUGAAACAACUAGUUUUAGACUCAGUGGCUAACUUGGCUGUAGACUCUAAAUCGGAAGUUCCAGGUUGCAUAACGCGAAACUCACUAAAAUUACUAGAACUUAGUGUCUUGAGCAUAUUAGGGGUAAAUUUAAACAAGUUUUCAAACAGCUUAAAAAAGAAACCUGCAGUUGGGAUACAAAUGUCCAAGGCUGCAUCUGAGAGAGAAGCAGAGAGUCAAAAACUCAAGAUCAAUACAGCAACAACAACAACAACAACAACGUCUUCUUCUUCUUUUUCUGUUCGUCCAGGCUCAGCUGCAAAAAUUUUGGGUGCACCCAACGCUGGCCUUGGUACAUAUGCCAAGGAUGAAGUAAUAAUAAGUGCCAUCAAUCAACCAAGCACCAAUGGCUCAGUACAAAACCAAAUCGGAGUCACUAACAAAAGUAUCGAUCAUCAGUCAAGGAACUUUGACGAUAUGGAGAGCUGGGAGAGUUUAUUGAGGUUUGAUCCAUUCAGUAUAACGCCAAAUAACCAGCACAACAUGAUGAACGACUACGUUACCGAUGGAUCCUUGGGGUUGGUUCCCUUUUUGGAAAUUCCAGAACAGGAAGAUCCUAGUAUGAACAAUCAACUAUUCAGUAGCUGGGUAUAA